AUGUACAACAUCUUUCAGCGGCUCAGCAGCAUAACGUCGUUCGCAAUGUCGACGCUGAUGGUGUUGGCGGUGCUGAUUUCGCUGACGACGCCGUUCAUUCCGUCGUCGCCGACGCACAGCGUGACGCUGCAUUCGGUGCAGAACGCCAAGGGCCGCGUGGUGGACCAGUUUGACCGGACAGCGCGCAAGUCGGAGUUUGCGCGGCUGACGUUUGACCUUGAUGCGGACCUGUCGUCGAUGUUCAACUGGAACACGAAGCUGCUGUUUGCGUAUAUCACGGCGGACUUUGAGAGCGCCGAUUACUCGACGAACCGCGUGGUGGUGUGGGACAGGAUCAUCCGGAACACGCGGCAGGCGAAGCUGCGGCUGCGGAAGCACCACAACAAGUACACGCUGAGAAACAUGAAGCAGACGUUCGAGGGCGUGGAGGGAGCGAACCUGACGCUGCACAUUAACCCGGUGCCGUACCUUGGCAUUAUGUAUGACAAGGAGGUUGUGAGCAUCCCAUUCAGUAUCCCGCGCCCGGUGGUCAAGGACAGCGCCAAGGAGAAGGCAAAGACAAAGAGGGGCAAGAAGGUCUGA
Molecule: messenger RNA, 582 nt
Organism: Linderina pennispora
Lineage: Eukaryota; Fungi; Kickxellomycota; Kickxellomycetes; Kickxellales; Kickxellaceae
Product: signal peptidase 22 kDa subunit
Exons: 1
Coding region: 1-582 (193 amino acids)
Biological process (GO): protein targeting to ER
Cellular component (GO): signal peptidase complex; membrane
Source: RefSeq, a predicted model, not a curated record